Messenger RNA from Quercus lobata, 717 nucleotides. RefSeq lists its product as uncharacterized. The coding region runs from base 1 to 717 and encodes 238 amino acids. Lineage: Eukaryota; Viridiplantae; Streptophyta; Magnoliopsida; Fagales; Fagaceae. The transcript has a single exon. The record is from RefSeq and is a predicted model, not a curated record.
AUGCAAAUGAUGAAGGAAUGGAUGAACUUUAUGAUGAAUGCCCUUAAAGGACGGGUGUCUACUGACCUCGAUGAUUUGGUCCAUCGAACUAAUUCGCCAUUCACAAUGUCCGUCACUUCAUUCUCCCUUCCACCGAAGUUUCACAUGCCGCGGGUAGAAAACUACGACAGAUCCAAGGACCCUUUAGAUCACUUGGAGUCUUUCAAGACCCUGAUGCACCUUCAAAGGGUGCUAGACAAAAUCAUGUGCAGAGUUUUCCCCAUCACGCUGAAAGGAUCCACAAGGAUCUGGUUCAGCAGGCUGAUGCCUAACUCCAUUGGAACCAUCAAGGAGUUAAGCGUCCAGUUCGCUUCACAUUUCAUCAGAGGGCACAAGUACAAGAAGUCCACUGCAUGCCUGAUGAAUAUUAAGCAGCGGGAGGACAAGACGCUGAGGUCCUACAUCACCUGCUUUAACAAAGAGACCCUCUCAAUCGAUGAAACAGACGACAAAAUACUCAUGGUUGCCUUCACAAAUGGAUUACGGAAGGGUAAGUUCCUAUUUUCCCUAUACAAGAACGACCCAAAAACUAUGUCGGAUGUACUAUACAGGGCAACCAAGUACAUGAACACGGAAGAUGCGUUGCUGGCUCGAGAAGAAAAGCCCAAGAAGAGGGAAAGGCAGGAAGACCCGCAACAGGACAACGGGCUGAAGAUGGCUAGAACUGAAGAUCGGUGA